This is a messenger RNA of Peronospora belbahrii, 822 nucleotides long. Lineage: Eukaryota; Oomycota; Peronosporomycetes; Peronosporales; Peronosporaceae. The record is from the annotation of a GenBank genome assembly.
AUGACAAAGUUCAAUGAUCACAAUGCUGCUGUUGAGCAGGAAUUUGCUUUGCUAGAAGAAGUGCUGAACCAAACUGCUGAUGAUGCUGUGAGGUGUCUCAAAUUGCUGAAGAAGAACCUCUCGGAUUAUGACAACCACCAUGGAAACCAUUUUAUUAAUACUGCCGCGUCGUACAUGCGGAGCGAUAUGCGUGCAGCAAAAGACACGGCAUUUAACUUGAAGCACGUGGCACACCAGGUCAUCAAUAGUCCACAGCCGUCCGAGAUGGACAUUCACUCGGUGCGUAAUAUAAUGAGUAUUGUCGUCAAAUCUAUGGACGCUCUCAGUACGACAGCUCGCAACUACGACCAGAAGAAUGGACGAUCGAAAGGUGUUAAAGGCGUGAUUGACAAUGCCAGUGGCAAGAAUGAUCGGGAAAACCACGAGAAGGACGGAGGUCUGUUUGGUCAGGGCCAUAUGAACAGAAAUGAGAAACACGCUGGUCGUUUUGGCACGGGUGAUGAGCGACACAUGGAUGCUAACCACGGCAGUAGUCUGCUUGGAAAACCGGACGGUGUCUACUAUCAUCAAGGUGGUAGUGACAUUCUGAGCAAUUCUGACACGGUUGAGCAGUUGGUCAAGACCACAUUGCGUGACAACUUUAGUGCCAGUGCACUGAGCCAUCAAAUUACAAAUGCUGAGAAGUCGCUGUCACCUUCAUUCGUGGAACGCGUGAAGGAGGUGGUCCACGAGGUGAAAGAUAAGCUGAAAGGCGACAAGGCGAGUCCGACACACCAUGGUCAUUACGGCCACUAUGGCAACAAGCACGUUGUCGCGCCGUAA